CUUGGGCCUAUCACUUUCUAGAUAUUAAAAACCAAAAUGAAACCCAUUGCCAUGCAGUCAAUUCUGGCUCACAGUGACCCUCUAAGACAGAGUAGAACUGCCCCAUAGGGUUUCUGAGGCUUUAAGUAUUUUCGAGAGCAGAUUGCCACAUCUUUCUCCCAAGGAGCAGCUGGUGGGUUCAAACCACCAACCUUUCAGUUAGCAGCCGAGCACUUAACUACUGUGCCAUGAGGGCUCCUCUAGAUAUACCCCAGGAAAAUUAUGUAACCUCUCAGAGAACCAUGACCUCCUCCAUAAAGUGAGAUAUUUUCUCCCUCACUCAAUUCUACAAGGCACUGUAUGAAAAUCUCAUUACUAAAUUAUAGGAAUGCUGAUUGUUUCUGUAUAAACCCCACUUUCUCUCUCUUAGCUUACUAUAGCUUCUGGCCUGGAGCUAUGGCUAAGGAAAACCAGACUGCCUCACUGCCUGAAUUCCUUCUUCUGGGAUUCUCUGACCUCAGGGCCCUGCAGGGCCCCCUAUUCUGGUUGGUGCUCCUGGUCUACCUGGUCACCUUGCUGGGCAACACAGUGAUCAUCUUCCUCACUCAAGCCAGCCCUGCCUUGCACUCCCCCAUGUACUUCUUCCUGCGCCACCUCUCGGUGGUGGAACUCCUCUAUACCACCGACAUCGUGCCCAGGACCCUGGCUGACCUCGCCUCCCCAAACCCCCGGGCCAUCUCCUUUCAGGGCUGUGCAGCCCAGAUGCAUGUCUUCAUUGUCCUGGGUAUCUCAGAGUGCUGCCUGCUCACAGUCAUGACUUACGACCGCUAUGCCGCCAUCUGCCAGCCUCUUUACUACUCCACCCUCAUGAGCCAGCAGGCCUGUGUCACCAUGGUGGGUACUUCCUGGCUCAUGGGUGUCAUCACAGCCACCACCCACUCCUCCCUCAUCUUCACUCUGCCUUUUCCCAGUCACCCAGUCGUCCCACACUUCCUCUGCGACAUCCUACCAGUACUGAGGUUGGCCAGUGCAGGGAAGCAUAGGAGUGAAGUCUCUGUGAUGACAGCCACUGUGGUCUUCAUCAUGGUCCCCUUCUCUCUGAUUGUCACCUCUUACGCCCGCAUCCUCAGUGCCAUCCUGGCAAUGACCUCCACCCAAAGCCGCCGCAAGGUCUUCUCUACCUGCUCUUCCCACUUACUUGUGGUCACCCUCUUCUUUGGAACAGCUAGCAUGACCUACAUCCGGCCCCAGGCAGGCUCCUCUGUCACCACAGAUCGCAUCCUCAGCCUCUUCUACACAGUCAUCACUCCCAUGCUCAACCCCAUCAUCUACACCCUUCGGAACAAGGAGGUGACAGGAGCCCUGCAGCACGUGGUGAAGAGGCAUGUCCCCUCACCCUGAAGGGGAUGUCUGCUUUCCAGCUGCUCC
Loxodonta africana (African savanna elephant) is the source of this 1407-nucleotide messenger RNA. Its product is annotated as olfactory receptor 10P1. Gene Ontology annotation, cellular component: membrane. Lineage: Eukaryota; Metazoa; Chordata; Mammalia; Proboscidea; Elephantidae. The coding region runs from base 340 to 1380 and encodes 346 amino acids. Gene Ontology annotation, molecular function: G protein-coupled receptor activity; olfactory receptor activity. Gene Ontology annotation, biological process: G protein-coupled receptor signaling pathway. The record is from RefSeq and is a predicted model, not a curated record. The transcript has a single exon.